Messenger RNA from Apodemus sylvaticus (European woodmouse), 3242 nucleotides. It is a transcript of the gene Znf446, whose product is annotated as zinc finger protein 446. Gene Ontology annotation, biological process: regulation of DNA-templated transcription. The coding region runs from base 244 to 1683 and encodes 479 amino acids. The transcript has 6 exons. The record is from RefSeq and is a predicted model, not a curated record. NCBI's taxonomy places the organism in Eukaryota, Metazoa, Chordata, Mammalia, Rodentia, Muridae.
UAAGGAGGCUGAGGCUAACCCGCAGUCGGGUCCGCCGUCCGGGAGUCCUGCGGCUGAAGUUGCAGGAGAAGAACGGCUGCCAAGUCAGGAGAGGGAAACCCCGGAACUCUGCGGCAUCGCGACCCCAAGGAGAUGACGGAAGAGCCUUGCGCGCGCGAGGCCUUGGAAGUGUGCUGUGGUCCUUGCUGAGGUUCACGGGAGACGUAGUCCUAGCGAAGGGAGGGGGCUGUUCCUGCGGAGCGGAUGCAGGAUUGGCCCGGCUCUGUGAGUGGCAGCAGCACGCGCUCGCUCGGUGUCACUUCCUGGAAGAGCCCCUGCGGCUCCCCCACGUCAGAGGUCCCUCUGUCACCUCCAAAAAGACCCUUCAAAACAAGAAUGCCAUCUCCUUUGGGUACCCCACACCAAUCCCUCAGAGACUCCAGGACCACCCUUGAGGAGCCGGAGGCGGCAAGGCUCCGUUUCCGGGGUUUCUGCUAUGAGGAGGUUGAAGGGCCACGAGAUGCACUGACCCAGCUUCGAGAGUUGUGUCACCAGUGGCUGAGGCCAGAGUCAUCCUCCAAAGAACACAUGAUAGAGCUGCUGGUUUUGGAACAGUUCCUGGGCGUGCUGCCCCUUGAGAUCCGGGCCUGGGUUCGAGGGCAGCAACCAGGAAGCCCCGAAGAGGCCGCAGCCCUUGUUGAGGACCUGCAGCACGAUCCUGGGCAGCUGCUGGGCUGGAUCACAGCCCACAUCCUGAAGCCAAAGGUGCUUCCUCUAGUUGAGAAGACUCAGGAGUCCUCAGGGAGCCACACCCACAUCUCAGCAGCAAUGGAACCCUCCGAGGCAGGCCCUGCGCAGGCACCACAGGUCGCCAGGAUAGACAGAUCUACGCAGAUCAGUUGCAGCGUGAAGGAGGAAGCCGGUGAUGACGGGCAGGAGAUGGUAUCUCCAAGCGCCCUCCUUCCUGCCCGGGACCCUGUGGGACAUCUUGAUCAUCAGGAAGCAGCCACCACGUCCUCUCAACCAGGAAGGAUCCAGGAGUGGGGCCUGUUGGACUCAUCACAAAAAGAGCUGUGCUGGGGUGUGAUGCCGGAGAAGUACGACACAGUGGUGUCCCAGGGCCCCCAGAUGAAUGUUCUUUCCACCCCAGCAAGCCUGCCGCUGCUACAGCCAGAGACACGGAUUGACUGUGAGCAGAGACCAAAACAGGACACGCCACAUGAAGGACCAGAGUCCCUCUGGAGCCAUCCCCCAGAAGUGGGAGCCAUUGCAGAUCCAAGGCCAGUUCAAGCCAGUGAGAGACAGAGUCCUUGCAAGGACCCUCCGGACUUGUCCCCCACACCACUGCUGGGAGCCCCGGCUAGGCCCACGCCUCGGAGGAAGCUGUACACUUGUGAGCAGUGUGGCCUCAGCUUCGAUUGGAAAUCGGUUUUCAUCAUCCAUCUCCGCACACACACGAGUGGGCCAGGCCUGGAAAGACCAUCACAGGUGACCUGGGAGCCAGCCAGGAGGCGCUCCCCUGGCCUUCGGGGCUAUACAUGCGUGGAGUGUGGGUGCAGCUUCAGCUGGAAGUCACAGCUGGUCAUCCACCGAAAGAGCCAUGUGGGCCAGAGGCGCCACUUCUGCCGGGACUGUGGGUGUAGCUUUGACUGGAAGUUUCAGCUGGUCAUUCAUAGGAAGAUCCACCAACCAGAGGGCCCGUGAGGACCUGGAGAGGCAUGUCCCACCUUGGACGCCUCCAGCCCCUAACGCACCACUUCUGGCAUCCUCUGUAGCCAAGAGGAGCUUCUAAGUGAGUCAGGGAUUGCAAGAAGAUUGCCCUGUCCAGUGCCAGAGAGGAGGCUGUUCCCUUCCCCAGGCUCCUGCUUUGUGGAGCCAGGCCUGGGUUCGAUUACUAACAUAUCCAGCAAGAGGUGGACACCCCCUACUUCAGGAUGAUCAGAAAUUGCCUUAGGUCCCUCCCUGCAGUGUCUGGGCAAGAAGUCUCCGUGGAAGGUAUGGGAACCCACAGCUGCCUUUCUAUCCUGUUGCAUGUGACCCUCAGACUAACGUGCUAGAUUUUUAACCUAAGUUAUGCAUCUAUAACAAGAAUUUCUAAGUAAAAGUCCUGACUUGUGACUUUCACUGACCAAAAGAGCUGUGUGUGUGCUGGCUAGCAGGCCACAGGGACCGCAGCGCAGCUGAGCCCUGAAGAUGUAGCUAGGCACUCUCCCCUCCAGCUUACCUAGUUUCUUGGCCACACAUUGCUCUCCCCCCCCCCCCCUUUGAAUUCCUGAACUUGGACUUGGGUGCAGAACUGACUUUGGGAACAUGAGGGACAUGAUCUGUGUGAGCUGAAGCACUCUGUGGUGCCUCAGGCCGUGUAUACCUCUGGGUGAAGGCUCCACCCCACAUGGCCAGUUCACCAUUAACAUGGAGAACAAAGAGCCACUCCUCGGUGCCAGGGAACUGCUGCCCUCUGGAUAGCCACUCAGGACUUUUCAGCACUCGGUGACCUAUUAACUGUAAACUAGGUGGAUCAAAACUUACUAGUUAUCCCAACAUCAAAGUGCAUGUCUUGCUAGGUCAAAGACUUUCCAUCUUUAGCAGUGAGUAGCUAUUUACCUUGUUGAGUCACUGAUUCUCUGACCUCUGCUUACAGGGCCUUUGCAAUGGCCUGGUCCAGGGCGAGCACCUUAGGCUCAGAUGAUGAAGUGGGAGCUUUUCUUUUGUUUAAGACAGUCUCCUAAUGCAGCAGCUGCUGGCCUCUAACUGGCGAUCCUCCUGUCUCAGCUUCCUAUGUGUUGGAACUAUAAGCAUGUACCACCACACCUAGGUUGGUAUUUUAAAUUCUCGGUAUAUAUGUUUAAGACAGUCUCACUUCAGUGCCCUCAAACUAUCUGCAAUCCUCCUGAGUGUUGGGAUUAAAGUUGUGUGUCAUUGGGCCAGGCUAAGACUUUAAAUACUUUUAAUUUUAAAAUUUAGAAAUACGGAGCAGGAUUCAGUGCUGUAGGCAGAUCUCUGUUAGUUUGAGGUUAGACUGCUUUACCUAGUGCGUUCCAGGACAGCCAGGCGCUAUUAUAGUGAGAUCCUGUCUUAAAAAUAAGUAAAGGAGCCAGGCAGUGGUGGUGCAUACCUUUAAUCCCUGCACUCUGGGAGGCAGAGGCAGGUGGAUUUCUGAGUUCGAGGCCAGCCUGGUCUACAGAGUGAGUUCCAGGACAGCCAGGGCUACACAGAGAAACCCUUUCUCAAAAAAAAAAAAAAAAAAAAAAAAAAAAACCAAA